Messenger RNA from Metopolophium dirhodum (rose-grain aphid), 768 nucleotides. RefSeq lists its product as uncharacterized. Bases 89 to 433 code for a protein of 114 amino acids. Lineage: Eukaryota; Metazoa; Arthropoda; Insecta; Hemiptera; Aphididae. The record is from RefSeq and is a predicted model, not a curated record. The transcript has 3 exons.
CCUGAAGAUUUCUUCUUUCAGUUUUUCAUCGUCUGCUAAACUUGUCUUGUGAAAAACACUAUACACUCAUCACUAGCCAACAAUCAACAUGAACCGUCUGUUAAUUGUUUUGGUUAUUGCAUUUGUCAGUUACUCACUGGGUGCACCGGAAAACAUUGAAUCGCACAGUGCAGACAUAAAUCAUGACUUAGAGCACAGCAGUGACCAUGAACUUGAGAAACAGAAUGGAUAUAGAGACGGAAAUGUAAACAGUGAUCAAUCUACAUCAGAAAAUCCAAUUGAUGAAGAUAGAGGAUGUGUGGGGUAUAAUUAUUAUAGUGAUGGAUGGUAUACCGAUCAUGAAGUAAUGUGUCGUAAAUAUUGUAAAAAAGCUUGUGUUUCGGGAUCGGAAACAAGUGAAUGUUUGAAAUGUAUGACUAAAUGUCUACAUUAAAAUAAUUUAAUUUGAUAUAGUUAAAUUGUAAAAUGUAUGUAGAUUUAGGGUUUUAAAUAUACAAUAAUUGUGAAUUUAUUUGUAUACGAAGAAUGCAAUUAUGUAGUCAAUUAAUUUAAUUUUAAGCAAUUUGACUGUAGAAAUCAUGAUAAUUUGUACUGAGAUGUAAUUUAAUAAAUUUUUGUUUAUGAUAUUUUGUAUAUUAUAAUGUAUUUUACAUAUGUUUUCUUACACCUGUUUUGGCCAUAAAUUUACGCUUUUCGAGUUGCAUUAAAUCAAAAUACAGGAGAACUAGUGGACCGUAUCAAUUAUCAUAAUGUUGCACUUACAGCUGC